UGAUGAAUAAUUCAUUAAUUAAAAGCCAGUUCAUGGGUGUGGCUGCUUGAAAACUUGUGUAGCUCGGGCAUAGAUCUAAGCAGGACUCCUGAUCUAAAGUCAUUUCUAGAAUGAGUUCAAGCAUAAAACGGCUCGUUGCUCUGUUUAAAAAGGAUGCCAACGAGCAAGAAGAUGGUCCUAGGAGCGUCAACAUAUUCCUGGGGUUCUUCUUUAUGAUCAAUAUCGUCCUGGGGACCGGAUUCCUCUCCAUUCCUUACGGGUUUUAUCAUUCAGGGAUCCUCCCUAGCAUCUUUACAUUGUUGUUUAUCACCUUUCUCUCAUGGCUGACUGCUAAUUGGGUCGUGGAGGCUAUGGCGAGAGCACAGGCAUAUAUUGACUACAAGGAGCACAAAGAUAUUCAGGGAGCUAGUGAUCCUCAUUUUUAUAUCUCGAUGUCAAGAAAAUUCGAGCAAAGCGAAAUGUGUUUUUUAUUUGCCGGUCAGUGGUUGAAGCUAUCGUACAUAGCCGUCAUCGUUUUAUUAACAUUCAUCAGUGUAGCAACGUACAGCACUGUCGCUGGGUCUGCAUGGUCUGUCAAUAUUCCGUUUAAUUUUUGGAACAUGAAGCAGUGUCAUGACGAUGACUUUCGAAACAAUCUGUUUCCAAAAGACGAGGAGUGUGGCAAUGCAUAUCGCUUUUGUGUCUUCAUAUUUGCCUGCAUUGUUAUAUUCUUAUCAGUGCUACCACUAAAGGAACAGGCAAUUGUUCAAGUGAUACUGGGUUUACUGCGCUUCCUUACGAUCGGUGCUAUUGUCAUAUACUGCCUGGUUAAGUUGUUUAGUGAUGAUGUCAUUGAUAACUGUAGCAAUCCACUUUAUGAACCUGAUGUUGACAUACUAAAUAUUUCUAAUUUUUCGUCAAAUUUCUCAAUUCCCAUAUUCAAUGAAGCUAAUUCAACUGAAACUUUUCUUCAAAUUUUUUUGAAGUUUAAUGGCAGAAGUUGGAUGGUAUCAGUAGCACUUUAUUCUUUUGCUGCCGGUCUGAGUCCUGCUGUCCCUGCUCUAACUCAUCCAAUCAAAAGGAAGGAGUGGUUGCGUGGUUACUUGAUUGCCCUCUAUGUUACGAUAGGCUUCAUGUAUUUGAUAUUAGGAAUAGUAGUUUCUCUGUGGUUCAAAGACUGCAUUGUGGAAACGUGUACUUUAAAUUGGGAGCCAUUGUCAAGGCCUGGUAGAGCUAAGGAACUCCGUGCUUUGUCCUAUAUCAUAAUCCUUUUCCCAAGCAUUGAUGUCUGCUCUGCUUUCCCUCUUGCAAUUCAUAUUGUGGCCAAUAACUUGUACACUAUCAUAUUUGGAAAGGACACAACUGAGCACAAAACAUGCAAAUUUUUCUUUUUUCAGUUUUUACUGAAACUGAUGACUGCUACAUUGCCUUUUGCUGUUUCAAUGUUUGUGGCUAAUCUGGUGACUAUAGUCACUUUUGCUGGACUCUUUGGCUACUUCCUUUCCUUUUAUUAUCCAAUAAUUCUUCAAAUUUUAUCACAGUGGACGUGUUACAAAACAUUUGCGGCGUCCAGUGGCCAAAAUCUGCCUCGUGCAUCUUUAUUUAAUUUUAUGAAUUGUAUUUCUGACACCUCACAAGUCGAUAUACCAAACAAUGGAAAGGAAACAAAACCACUUUUAAUUCAGCCUCCACCUAAAACGAGCUCUAAUAAACUGCAGUUCUUUACUGAUUCCAGACUUUAUUACACUCCAUACUCUAUCCCAUUUCUGAGUUCACCUGCAGUCGUAAUAGCAGUGGGGAUUGUUACAUUUUCUUUUCUUAUACUGACAAUUGUGAGCUUAAUAAUAUAGCCAAGUUAUUUUUAUAUUUUUUAUAUUAAAAUGAUUAUGCUGCUUAUAGUAUUAAUUGUCCAUGUACACUGCA
Molecule: messenger RNA, 1902 nt
Organism: Amphimedon queenslandica
Lineage: Eukaryota; Metazoa; Porifera; Demospongiae; Haplosclerida; Niphatidae
Product: transmembrane protein 104-like
Exons: 3
Coding region: 111-1829 (572 amino acids)
Source: RefSeq, a predicted model, not a curated record